AUGGAUAAUCUAUAUCAUCAAUUGAAUAGUUUACAAUGUUUAUCCAUUACGGAUUAUUUAAAACAUAAGAUGAAUCUAAAUAAUAAAUCAAAUAGUAGUAGUAUUAUUAUAACAACACCUGAAUUAAUGGAAGCAUUAAGAAGAUUAUCAUAUAAAUUUGGUAUCAUUAAAACAUCUAAUUAUUUUAUUGAUCAUAAUCAUGUUUUUAAAAAAGAUCGAUUAAAUUUGAAUUUCGCGAAUUUGGUGUCUCAAGGUCAUUGCUUAUUAAAACAAUUACAUGAUCAAUGUUCAAUAUUGAAUAUAACAAAAAUGAUAGAAAAGAAUAAUAUUCAAUCAGAAAUCUAUAAAAUUUAUGAAAAAUUUAUUGAUUUUGAAAACCAUUUAAAAUCAUUUUAUGAAAUCGCUUGUCAACAAAUAGAAAUGAUAAAUAAUCAAUUAAAUGUUACCAAUCAAUUAAUUGGUUAUAAAAAUAAUCUAAAUUGUAUUGGAUCUACUAAAUAUACCCAAGUAUAUCAACCUGAUUUAAGUCAAGAGAAAAGACCUCGUAUUGCUCCACGAUUUAAUAUUCCUAAUUAUGAUCAAAUAACUUGUGAUCCUUUAGAUCAAUUAAAUAAAAGCUGUGAAACAAAGCACAAUGAAGUUCAAUGGCCACCAACAAUUCAGGAACAAGCAGGAAUAUGUAUCAAGUAUCCUGGUGAAUCAGAAACUCAUUCAGCAUAUACAAAACCAAAUCAUUGUGUAUCAGAAGUUUUAACAAAUCAUGGUCAACUACGUGUAUGUAAACCAGGUUAUCAAAUUAAUCCACAUUCAGAAAUUAAACUAGAAGGAUAUGGUCCUAUCAAACAAUAUGAAUUGAAUAAAAUCGAACAAUCAGAGUAUAUACAAACAUAUACUUGGCCAGAUGGUAAAAAAAUACACACAAAUCCAUGGAAUAGAUCACGAGGAGCUAAUCAUUUCUAUGGUAUUAAAUAA
Molecule: messenger RNA, 972 nt
Organism: Schistosoma rodhaini
Lineage: Eukaryota; Metazoa; Platyhelminthes; Trematoda; Strigeidida; Schistosomatidae
Source: the annotation of a GenBank genome assembly